This is a messenger RNA of Pteronotus mesoamericanus, 1047 nucleotides long. It is a transcript of the gene SCGN, whose product is annotated as secretagogin, EF-hand calcium binding protein. The transcript has 11 exons. NCBI's taxonomy places the organism in Eukaryota, Metazoa, Chordata, Mammalia, Chiroptera, Mormoopidae. Gene Ontology annotation, biological process: regulation of long-term synaptic potentiation; regulation of presynaptic cytosolic calcium ion concentration. The record is from RefSeq and is a predicted model, not a curated record. Gene Ontology annotation, molecular function: calcium ion binding. Gene Ontology annotation, cellular component: cytosol; dendrite; terminal bouton. Bases 1 to 834 code for a protein of 277 amino acids.
AUGGACAGCGGCGCUCGCGGCCUCACCGCCGGGAACUGGGACGCCGCCGGCUUCUGGCAGGUCUGGCAGCGCUUCGACGCCGGGGACACCGGUUCCAUAGAAGACAAGAAGCUGGAUGCGUUCCUCCGCCAGCUGUUGAUGCGAUCGGGCACCGACGAAGCAGUCAUGGAGGAAAAUGUGCAGAGGCUGAGACAACAGUUUACGGCUGCCCACCCCGUCCCGGAAGACGGUCGCGUUCCGAUGGAGCAGCUGGCCGGCAUGUUCUUGUCUGAAGAUGAAAACUUCCUUCUGCUCUUCCGCCGGGAAAGCCCCCUGGGCAGCAGCGUGGAGUUUAUGCGGAUUUGGCGCCAAUACGACGCGGACAGCAGUGGCUUCAUUUCGGCCGCUGAGCUCCGGGACUUCCUCCGUGACCUCUUCCUCCACCAGAAGAAGGUCGUUUCCGAGGGGAAGCUGGCGGAGUACACAGAGACGAUGAUGAGGAUCUUCGACAGAAACAGCGACGGCCGGUUGGAUCUCAACGACCUGGCCAGGAUUCUGGCUCUGCAGGAGAACUUCCUUCUGCAAUUUAAAAUGGAUGCUUGCUCCACAGAGGAAAGGAGGAGGGACUUCGAGAAAAUCUUCGCUCACUAUGACGUCAGCCAGACCGGAGCCCUGGAAGGCCCCGAGGUGGACGGGUUUGUGAAGGACAUGAUGGAGCUUGUGCAGCCCAGCAUCCGCGGGGCGGACCUGGACAAGUUCCGGGAGGUUCUGUUACGUCACUGCGACGUGAACAAGGAUGGGAAGAUUCAGAAGUCCGAGCUGGCCCUGUGUCUUGGGCUAAAAACCAACCCCUGAUCUGCAGCCGCCUGGCCCUUUGUGCUCCGCGUGUUUCUGUGCUCCCGCUGGGACAUCGCGCCUGCGCUUCGCUGUGGGGGACAUGCGCUCAAACGCACAUUUGCUGUGAAGGGCCCUGGGCCCCUCUUUUGAAUGACCCUGUGUUUCCCGGCCUCCCCAAAAGCCCCCAUGCAGGGUGUAUGUUCUUUCCCCUUUGACCUCAGGCUUCGUGUC